Hevea brasiliensis (rubber tree) is the source of this 2141-nucleotide messenger RNA. RefSeq lists its product as uncharacterized. The coding region runs from base 235 to 1827 and encodes 530 amino acids. The transcript has 3 exons. NCBI's taxonomy places the organism in Eukaryota, Viridiplantae, Streptophyta, Magnoliopsida, Malpighiales, Euphorbiaceae. The record is from RefSeq and is a predicted model, not a curated record.
CCUUAUCUGCCACAUAAAAAACGUUUCUCUUCAAAAUGCCCAUUCGGUGAUAAAAAUAAAUAAAUAAAUAAAAAUAAAAAGCCUGCAACUUACUUCAAAGCCAAGCCAGAGAACUUUUUUUUUGUGUUAUCUUGCUCUCUAUCUCUCUCUCUCCUCUUUCUUCCCUCUAUUCGAUAAAAACCCUCUGUUGAAAAAGGUUCGGACUUUGAUCGAAUCUGAGUUUCGAUUCCCAAAAUGGCAUCUGGAUCGUCGGGUCGGGCCAACUCGGGCUCGAAGGGUUUCGAUUUCGGUUCUGAUGACAUUCUUUGCUCUUAUGAAGAUUACGGCAAUCAGGACUCUUCCAAUGGAAGUCAUUCGGAUCCUGUAAUCGGUACUAAUUCCAGCAAGGAUUUUCACAAAAGUAGAAUAGCAAGGUCAUCUAUGUUCCCUGCCACUUCUUACGGCCAGCCAGAAGAUUCUUUCAACCAAGAUAUCAUCGCUGUUUUUGAGAAAAGCAUGAAAAAACAUACUGAUAACCUUAUGCGCUUUCUUGAGGGGAUCAGCUCACGGAUGUCCCAAUUGGAAUUGUAUUGCUACAACCUCGACAAAUCAAUUGGAGAAAUGCGAUCUGAUUUAAUUCGUGACCAUGGAGAGGCAGAUUCAAAGCUUAAAUCUAUUGAGAAACAUCUUCAAGAAGUGCACAGGUCUGUUCAGAUCCUAAGAGACAAACAAGAACUUGCUGAGACUCAGAAAGAAUUAGCUAAGCUUCAUCUUGUGCAGAAGGAGUCCUCUUCACCAAGCCAUUCCCAAUCUGAGGAAAAAGCUUCACCACCUGCAUCUGAACCCAAGAAAACUGACAACACACCUGAAAUACAUAACCAACAGUUGGCCCUUGCUUUGCCCCACCAGGUGGUGCCGCAACAACAGACUGCCCCUGUGCCCCCACCAGCCCAAGCACCACCUCAGAGUGUGGCCCAACAGCAAUCUUAUUAUUUGGCUCCAGCCCAGACCCAACACCCUCAGAGCCAAUAUCUGUCUUCUGAUCCUCAAUAUCGAGCACCCCAAAUGCAAGACAUCUCUAGGGUUGCUCCACAGCCAACGCAGACACAAAUAAGUCAAACAACACCAGGCCAACAAUUUCCUCAGUAUCAGCAGCAGUGGGCCCAACAGUUACCACCACAGGUACAAGCAACACAACAGGCCUCCAUGCAGCCUCAGAUAAGGCCCUCAUUGCCAUCAGUUUAUCCUACCUAUCCACCCCCAGGCCAACCAACAAAUUCAUCGCCACCGGAGACGCUGCCAAACAGCAUGCCUUUGCAAGUGUCAUAUGCAGCAGUUCCACAACCCUUAUCUAGUCGUGUUGAUGCCAUGCCCUAUGGAUAUGGGGCUGGUAGAACUGUUCCUCAACAAACUCCACCUCAGCAAAUCAAGGGCACUUAUGGAGCACAACCUGGUGAUGGGUAUGCAACUGCUGGUCCCCAUUCCACACUUCCCACAGGGAGUGCAUUCAUGAUGUAUGAUAGCGAAGGGGGAAGGACACAUCAUCCGCCUCAACAACCUCACUUUCCACAGGGUGGAUAUCCACCAGCAAAUAUUGGCCUACAAAAUCCUCAGUCAGCUACUGGCACAAACAUGUUGGCUCGAAAUCCAAGCCAUUCACACUUUGUUCGGAACCACCCUUACAGUGAGUUGAUUGAGAAGAUGGUGAGCAUGGGUUUCAGGGGUGAUCUUGUUGUCAGUGUGAUACAAAGGAUGGAGGAGAGCGGUCAGCCUGUGGAUUUCAAUGCUGUGCUUGAUCGGUUGAAUGUACAUUCUUCUGGAGUUUCUCAGAGAGGAUGGUCAGGGUGAGGCAGUGAUUUAGGUUUGAAACCCUCCAUUGUAGUGACAAUGAUGCUUAAGUUUGACUUGAAUUUAAAUAAAGUCUGUUAUGAUGCACUAUCACUUGGAUUAGUUUGUAUAUCGUGUAUCUUUAAGGGUCAUAUUUUGGUAAUUCCUCCUCUGUUGCUUGUGUAAUGGAUUUCUCCCUUGGAUUUUUAGAAGGGGAAAAGUCCAGUUGCAAUAUUAGGCUUUUGAAGGAUCAUGGAUUUGUGUGAAAUUUGAGGCUUGCCAAAUGCCAAGCGUGGCAUCUAUGCCCCUUUGAAUAAAGUUUCCCUUUCAUGGUC